AUGCGCUUCAGCCUCGUAUUCCUGCUCUGCUCUCUGGGCUUGGUCAUGUUGACCAUGGCAAGCCCAACGGUCUCUCCAGUGCGUUCCAGACAAGGCGGAAGCAGUCGCCAGCUCCAGCGACAGAUGGACACAAACGCGGACACGAUCAAAGGGCUCGAGGUACAGAGAGCAUCGUUGGUCAAAGAGCUCGCCAUCUGCGGGGACAAGCUGAGAAAUAACCCAGAAGACGCCGAUGCCAAGGCCGCUUAUGAAGACCUAGAGACACAGAUCGCAAAGCAUGAUGCGCUCAUCGCACGCACAAGGGGAGAAAUCAACAGGUCCAAAGACAGAAUCUUUUAG
Messenger RNA from Acaromyces ingoldii, 339 nucleotides. RefSeq lists its product as hypothetical. The transcript has a single exon. Bases 1 to 339 code for a protein of 112 amino acids. NCBI's taxonomy places the organism in Eukaryota, Fungi, Basidiomycota, Exobasidiomycetes, Exobasidiales, Cryptobasidiaceae. The record is from RefSeq and is a predicted model, not a curated record.